UUUGUCAAUUUUGACUUGGUUCCAAUUCCAUUCUUCUCUUUUAGGCAAAAGCACAAUAUAAAGAUGAGAGUGUCAAUUCUCAAAAGUUAAUACAAAGACAGAGCAGAGAUAAUAAGCAAGAAAAGAAUAAGAAAGCAGAGAGAAAGAAAAAACAGAAUAUUAAUGGCUGCUUUGUCUGAUAAACUAGCCGAUGCUUACCAGAACGCAAGACCAAGAUAUCCGAUCGAUUGGUUCACGAAGCUCGCAGCUCGAACCGGUCAGCACAAAUUGGCUUGGGAUGUCGGUACUGGCAACGGUCAAGCCGCCAUUGGUCUCGCAGAGUAUUUCGAGAAAGUUGUGGCCACAGACAUCAACGAAGCACAACUAAAACGGGCAGUGAAACACGAAAGAAUCAGUUACCAUCACACUCCGACAACGAUGUCAGAAGACCAAAUGGUUGCUCUUGUCGGAGGAGACAACUCCGUCGAUCUCAUCGUCGCUGCACAAGCCGUUCACUACUUCGAUCUCGCACCAUUCUACAACAUAACCAAACGUGUUCUUCGCAAAGAAGGAGGUUUGAUCGCAGUUUGGGUCUACAACGAUCUAGUCAUCUCCCCUGAAGUCGAUGCCAUCAUGAAACGUCUUGUGGACUCCACGUUUCCGUUUAGAACUCCCAUCAUGAAUCUUGCCUUUGACGGCUACAAAACGCUGCCGUUUCCUUUUGAAGGUGUUAAAGGAAUGGGAUGUGAAGGAAAGCCAAUAACGCUUGACAUUCCUCAUAAGCUUUCGCUUAAAGGGUUUAUAGGGUUCUUGAGAUCUUGGCAGCCCGCGAUGAAAGCUAAAGAACGAGGAGUUGAGCUCGUAACUGAAGAUUUGAUCAAUAGGUUUGAAGAAGCUUGGGGUGAUGAUGAUGAUGUUAAGGAUAUUUUCUACAAAGCUCAUAUGAUUGUUGGAAAACUUUCGGCUUCAGAUAUAGAACGACAUCGAAAGAGAUUUGAAUCCAAUUGUGUGGUUACGAAACUGAAGGAUAGUAACAACUCGGCUGUUAUUGCUUCAGUGACGGCUGCUGCGUUUGCUGGAGUGGCAGCUUACUGUGCCUAUUCUGCGAGGAAGAACGCUUAGAUAUAUUUAUAUACCUUUUGAUGGACAAGAACCGGUUUCUGAAUCUGUUGAACGCGAUUGCCAAUUACUGAAUCGAGAAUUUAUAACCAAUGUAAUCACGUAUACUACUUGUGUGUAUGUCAUUGAACAUUUCUUUUAUCAUCUUCAUCGCAUUUUAAGUUGAACAUCU
Molecule: messenger RNA, 1270 nt
Organism: Eutrema salsugineum
Lineage: Eukaryota; Viridiplantae; Streptophyta; Magnoliopsida; Brassicales; Brassicaceae
Product: putative methyltransferase DDB_G0268948
Exons: 4
Coding region: 163-1101 (312 amino acids)
Molecular function (GO): S-adenosylmethionine-dependent methyltransferase activity
Source: RefSeq, a predicted model, not a curated record